Molecule: messenger RNA, 939 nt
Organism: Phytophthora nicotianae INRA-310
Lineage: Eukaryota; Oomycota; Peronosporomycetes; Peronosporales; Peronosporaceae
Exons: 7
Coding region: 1-939 (312 amino acids)
Biological process (GO): mRNA export from nucleus
Cellular component (GO): nucleus
Molecular function (GO): mRNA binding
Source: RefSeq, a predicted model, not a curated record
AUGUCGCUUGAAGGUUGCGCGAGAGUCGCGCGACAUCCGCAACCGAUUCGUGGUUCACUUGUAGAAGAAUCUCGCAGUCUAUCGCCCCCUUUUACUACAAAGAGAUCCAACAAGAUGUCGUCUAUUCUCGCUUCGCUGGACAUGAGUCUGGACGACCUGAUCGCUCAAAAGAAGUCGAAGGCCUCCAACCCGGCCUCUCGCCCGGCCAAGGCCAACAAAGACAAGGAUGCGGCCGGUCCCAUCCGGAGCGGACGCCGACGCAACCGCAACCGUAACCAGCCAUACUCGCGAUCCCGCGGCGGUAACGAUGACGACAUGGACGUCGACCUAGAUGACACCCCGGACAGCGGCAACAACCGAGGCGGCAAGAAGCGCUCGGUGGUCGUCAAGAAGCCCGGAAAGGGUGGCAAGAAGGGCGGAUCGUCGAUCUUGUCGCGUCUCGGUGGCAAGGACGCGGCUAGUCCUGGCACCAAGAUUCUGGUGAAAAACCUCAAGUUCGAUAUCUUAGAGGAGGAGGUUCGCGAGCUCUUCGGCACGGUUGGUGAGGUGUCGAAGGCUGAGAUCGUGUACGACCGCUCUGGUCGCUCGAAGGGAAUCGCUCGUGUGUGGUUCGCCCGCCGCUCCGACGCAGACAAGGCCAUCAAACAAUACGAUGGACGUACGCUGGACGGUCAGCCGAUGCAGAUUGCGCUGGACUCUGACAAGAACGUUCGUAACGGACUCUUCGGCACUGCUCUUGAGCGCGACGACAAGGAUGUCAAGUUUAAGGUGUCGUUCGGAGGAGGCAACGACAACGAGCAGUCAAAGGGCCGCCGUAACAGACGCCGUGGACGCGGCAAUGACAGAGGCAGUCAGGGUGGUCGUGGCAAGGAAUCUGCUCCAUCCAAGACUGCCGAGGAACUGGAUAAUGAGAUGGACACGUACAUGAAGGACGCUUAG